This is a messenger RNA of Zerene cesonia (dogface butterfly), 1021 nucleotides long. RefSeq lists its product as uncharacterized. The record is from RefSeq and is a predicted model, not a curated record. NCBI's taxonomy places the organism in Eukaryota, Metazoa, Arthropoda, Insecta, Lepidoptera, Pieridae. The transcript has 2 exons. The coding region runs from base 46 to 384 and encodes 112 amino acids.
AUUACUUUCUAGUAUAAUAAACACGAGUACAUUGAAGUGCGAAACAUGGCCGUUUAUAAAAUUGUUGUGCUGUUUGUGCUAGCAGCAUUUACGACUGCCAACUGCCAAGUUUCCCAAGGCGGCGCGCACACUGAUCAAGGUGGACCGCAUCAAGUUCAAGGUCCACGAAAUACAUUUAUUGGAUCAGACGCCCUGGGCGUGCAGAACCCCACUAAUUGGACCACAUGCGAUAUAACAACAGAUCCGAAGAUAUCUUGCCACGACUGUAACACUCGUCUCAUCUGUAAGCCUGUUGGUGGCAUCUUGAAGAUAUGCCGUGAUCCCAUGAGGCCAUACUGCAAUAACGGAAUAUGUUCCGCCAUUCCUAGCGCAGGCUGUGCCUGAAAAAAUGUGUUUGAAAAAGUGUUCGGUAUUUUUCUUGGCCAGUGUAAUACUAUUUUUUUGAUGAGUUUUGAUAUCUAUUUGUGUAAUUAUAAAAUUCAAAAUUAUUCUAUGUUUUCAGUUUUAUCUAUCCCUUUUCGAUAUACAUAACACAUUUUUUAGCCGGAAAUCUAAUUUCCGUUUUCGAUUUGAAAAGUUUUAAUAUAUUCAUUUUCCAUGCAAUUCCUUUAGAGUUCAGAAUCACUUAUAUGAUUUAGAACACAUACACAACAACAUGAAGUUGCAUUUCGAGUCCAACAGUAUAAACCAAAAUAUAACAUAAAAGAAAUAUAGAUAUGAAAGCUAUACAAUUAAUUGAAAUACAGCAUUUAGUCACAACGUCCAAACGUAAACGUCCCCAGUAAUUUCAUGCCUAACAUCUCGCCCAUUCUGAAAGGGUAAAGCUGCGGUUCACAGGUUCGCAUCUAUCACUAUAAUCGAAUAACAUUUCCAAAUUCAGGACUAUUACUGUAGAUUAUGAGAGGAUUUUGAGUGCCACAAUUGUAUUGACAACUUCUAUACCAAGACACUUAUUGUUCUGUGACCAAGGAAUUAAUUCACCUUGCUAAUUCACUUGAUGAAUAUAAAUAACUAGCUGCGU